Ostrinia nubilalis (European corn borer) is the source of this 1136-nucleotide messenger RNA. Its product is annotated as tetratricopeptide repeat protein 12. Gene Ontology annotation, molecular function: protein binding. Lineage: Eukaryota; Metazoa; Arthropoda; Insecta; Lepidoptera; Crambidae. The transcript is spliced from 3 exons. Gene Ontology annotation, cellular component: centrosome; cytoplasm. Bases 86 to 826 code for a protein of 246 amino acids. Gene Ontology annotation, biological process: axonemal dynein complex assembly; sperm axoneme assembly. The record is from RefSeq and is a predicted model, not a curated record.
UUACGUCAAUGUGAAUUGUGAAAUUGUAAACAUACACAAAAGAGAAUAUUACAGUGACUGACCGAUAAAGUUAAAGCAUUUCAACAUGAGCCUACAAAAAAUAUUGUCUAAUCCUGCUUUGAAAGACCAUGCCACCCUGGAGCGCGAGGAAGAGUUCAAUAAUUUCAUGAAGAGAGUCGGCGAAGUAUCAACCUUGGUGAAAGACAUGGCUAGCGGGGAUAAGACUAGGGCCGAUGCAGCCAAGGCCUUGGCUGAUCAGUACCUGGGUGGGAAAGUCAUCUUGGAUGACGAUAUCAAACUGAAGGUCAAAAGUGACAGAACCGUGAUAAACACCAAUGCCUUCAAAACUCUCGAAAACAAGGACCCGGCUGUAAUGGACAAAGACGCAUGGAUGGCCGAGGUUAGCAAGGACGCGGAGAAGCGAGCCCUCGACCGCAAGAUCCGGCGGGAGAAAGCUGAUACCCUCAACACCCAGGCCAUCAAGGCGUUCCGUCGCGGGGAGUACGACAAGGCACUCUCUUGCUACAACCGAGCCAUAGAGCACGUCAAAGACAACCCCAUGUUAUACUGCGAUCGGGCUCUUACUAACAUCAAGCUGGGGAACUUUGAAAAGGUUUUCAUCGACUGCGAGUGGGCGAUUCGUCUCAACGAGAACAGUUUCAAAGCUCGCCUCUACGCGGCAAAGGCACACAAAGAGCUGGAGGAUAUGGAUAAAUACAAUGAAUGCAGAAAGGAGCUGGACGACAUGUUUCCCCAACACGAGGAUUUGAUCAAAUAUUUCUUGGAUAAGAAGGAAGGCGGCUAUGGUGAUGAAGAAGAAAACUAAUAUGUUACUUAAAAGAUUCUUAACGUUUGGUUUCUACAUUCAAAGAAUAAUAAUUAGUUGAUCUAGUAUUAUUUAUUCUGUUUGUUUUGUUGUCUUAAAAAAAAUUCUCUUUAAAAGUAGCUAAUUAUAAAAAUAUAAUGAAUGAAAAAUGUUGAAUGUAGAACUAUUUAUUCAUUUUAUAAAAAAUAUUUCGUAAAAUUGUUAAUUUUUGUCUUAUCUAUUUAAGUCCUUGUUUCGUAACCACGUGUCCUAGUUUUAUGAAAUUUUACGACUUAUGUAUCGUCGUCGUACUUAGUUUAACUGAUUAAUG